Aspergillus tanneri is the source of this 2364-nucleotide messenger RNA. It is a transcript of the gene KAR3, whose product is annotated as putative kinesin family protein (KlpA). The record is from RefSeq and is a predicted model, not a curated record. The transcript is spliced from 6 exons. Gene Ontology annotation, biological process: microtubule-based movement. Gene Ontology annotation, molecular function: microtubule motor activity; ATP binding; microtubule binding. Bases 1 to 2364 code for a protein of 787 amino acids. NCBI's taxonomy places the organism in Eukaryota, Fungi, Ascomycota, Eurotiomycetes, Eurotiales, Aspergillaceae.
AUGGAGAACGACUUUUCGACACACACAAAAGCCGUCAAUCUGACGCGCAUUCCUGCUGCAGGCCUUAAGGAAAUGACUUCAGCCCUCACAAAUUCCCGCUCAGGCAUCGUUCCUCCGGGUACUAUUGCCAACAAGACAUCCAGCGUUCCGCAACCAACUCGAGCAAGAAGUACAACGCAAGGCGCGGAAUCGAGCAGGCCCGGAGCUGCAACAUCAACAAUAUCACGCUCUGGCACCGUCACCGGAAAACCUCAUGUUCGGGCGAAUUCUUCUGCACCGACUACCCUAAGUAGAUCGGCUUCCACCACUUUCCGGUCGAACAAAGGCACGUUCUCAUCUACGGUCGGACCCGGCGCGCGACCAACCUCAAAUUUAUCCCGCCCUCACUCCUCACUCGCCAAUUCUCGAAAGCACAAUGGUUACUCGAUCCCUCGACCUGCAACGUCAUUGGAUACCCACACCGAAGAAGAAUCGAGAAACCAACGCAAAAGAAAGGGUGCGGAUUGGGACCACGAAUCUCGGGAGAAAUCAAUGGAGGAGUUCUUUCACGAUUUUAUGUCCCGUAUGAGCCAGGCAGGGCAGCAAAGCUUCGGCCUCAAAGAAACUGUUGAAGUAUACAAGUCAAGAGUGAACGAGUUGGAAGAGUCGCGAAAAGAACUUACGGAAGCGAAAAUCUCAUUGCGCGUUGAGCUCGAGUCGCUCAGAAGCCAACUAGGAACAGCCGAGGGUGCCCUAAGGGAUGCUCAGAGAGAGCAUGAGAUCGUGAUUGAUCAGCUGAACAGUAGGCUACGGGUUGAGAUAGAAACAGUGAGACAAGAAAGCAAGAGAGACAUGGAGGCAUUGACGGCACGGCAUCAAGAUGAAAUUCGUGAGUUACAGCGUCGAUUCGAUCGUGAGAUUGAUGAAGAGAAAUCAAUGCGUCUCCGUGAGGUCAACCAGCUUAGUUCGGAAACUGCACUCAAUGCGCAACGUUCACAGAUUGAGCUGGAGAAGAAGGAACGAGAGGUUGCCACACUCCAAGACGACAUUCAGGCGUUGCGACAAGACAUCAAACGGGAACGGAAGACGAACCAGGACCUUCGCAAUAACUUGGAUACGGCGAGCACUAACGGUGUGACAAUGGAGUCCUCUAUCCGAGCCUUCAAGGCCAGAAUAGAAUUUCUUGAGUCUGGUCGAGAGGAACAGUCCCAGUCUUUUGAACGUUUAAACCAGCAGAUGAUGGACGCAUUGGAGGAGACAAAUGCAACAAAAGAAAAACUGAGGAAAGAAGAGACUCUUCGUAGGAAGCUCCACAACCAGGUUCAGGAACUUAAAGGUAACAUUCGUGUCUUCUGUCGAGUCCGUCCGCCGUCAAGUACCGAGGCUAUGGAUGCCGCUCAAAUCCAGUACCCCGAUCAGUCUGAGGACUGCAAAGAGAUCAGUGUCUUGGGACCGGAAGAGAAAAGUAGUCUUGGAAAUGUGUCUCGAAAGGCAAGCAAUUUCUCUUUUGAUCGAGUUUUCGGACCAAACGCUCAGAAUGCCGAGGUCUUUGAUGAAAUUAGUCAGCUUGUGCAGAGUGCGCUGGAUGGAUACAACGUUUGCAUCUUCUGCUAUGGCCAGACUGGUAGUGGUAAGACCCAUACUAUGUCCUCUCUUGACGGUAUGAUUCCUCGGGCCGUCCAUCAAAUCUAUGAGACCGCGACGGGCCUGGAAGAGAAGGGCUGGAGAUACACUAUGGAGGGCAACUUCGUGGAAGUGUACAACGAGAACCUGAAUGAUUUACUAGGCAAGGCAGAAGAGAUUGACAAGAAAAAGCAUGAGAUCCGACACGACAUGCAGAGAGGAAAGACUAUGAUCACUGACAUCACAACGGUCCGACUCGAUUCUCCAGAGAUGGUCGAAUCCAUCUUGAAACGGGCAGCCUCUAAUCGCUCCGUCGCGGCCACCAAGGCUAACGAGCGCUCAUCCCGAUCUCAUUCUGUUUUCAUUCUGAAGCUUAUUGGUGAGAAUAAUAUUACUGGUGAACGUAGUGAGGGUACUCUCAACUUGGUGGACUUGGCUGGUAGCGAACGGCUCAGCCACAGCGGCGCGACAGGUGAUAGGUUGAAGGAGACACAGAACAUCAAUCGCAGUCUAAGCUGUUUGGGAGAUGUGAUUGCCGCUCUUGGACAGGGGAAGGAUGGUGGACAUAUCCCAUAUCGCAAUAGCAAGCUUACAUAUCUCCUCCAAUUCUCCCUUGGGGGCAACUCGAAGACCCUGAUGUUUGUGAUGGUCAGCCCACUGCAGGCUCAUCUGUCCGAGUCCUUGACCAGUCUCAAAUUCGCAACGAAGGUGCACAAUACCCAUAUUGGGACGGCCAAGCGGCAGGCGCGGGUGCGUGAUUGA